AUGAGCUCAUUCCUGCAAGUCCGGGGCAACGAGAUCGUGCGCGAUGGCAAGCCCAUCAUCCUGAAGGGCGCAUCGCUGGGAGGAUGGAUGUGCAUGGAGAACUUUAUCAAUGGUUUCCCGGGGCACGAGCACCAGUUCAGGGCGAGCAUGAAGAGUGUACUGGGAGAGAAGAAGGCCGACUUCUUCUUUGACAAGUUCCUGGAAUACUGGUUCACCGAGGAGGACGCGAAGCUGUACGCUUCGUUCGGGUUCAACUCGAUUCGGCUUCCCGUCGGCUACAGGCACUUUGAAGACGAUAUGAACCCCCGCGUAAUCAAGGAGAGCGGGUACAAGCAUCUUGACAGAGUCAUCGACCUGUGCGCCAAGUAUGGAAUCUACUCGAUCAUCGACCUGCACACUGCUCCUGGAGGCCAGAGUCAAGGCUGGCACUGCGAUUCGGGCAUUUCGCAUGCAACCUUUUGGGACCACAAAGACUUCCAGGACCGCGCCAUCAACCUUCUGGCCAACAUGGCCGAGAGGUACAAGGACAACACCUGGGUCGCUGGCUACAACCCCCUCAAUGAGCCCGCGGACGAGCACCACACUCGCUUGCUGGACUGGUAUGUUCAAGUGGAGAAGGCGAUGCGGGCUGUAGAUCCGCAUCAUAUCCUCUUCCUCGAUGGCAACACGUACGGAGCCGACUUCCGCCGGUUUUCCGAGGUCAAGCCGCUCCCGAACUGCGUCUACGCCGCUCACGACUACUCAGCGUAUGGCUUCCCCAACCCGCCUGAGAUGUUCAAGGGGACUGCCGAGCAAAAGGCGUACCACGAGAAGAACUACGCUAGGAAGUCAGAGUACAUGCGCGAGAUCAACGGCCCUGUAUGGGUUGGCGAGUUCGGUCCUGUCUACGUCUCGCCGGAAGACGGAUAUUCAAACUGGGAGGAGAUGAACGACGCGCGAUACGAUGUCGCCAAGGACCAGAUCGACAUCUACGCUCGGGACAAGGCGUCUUGGGCCAUCUGGCUAUACAAAGACGUCGGCUUCCAGGGUCUCGUCAACAUCGGCAAAGACACACCAUGGAUGAAGCUCAUCGGUCCCGCCAAUGAGCGCAAGAAGCGCCUCGCAGCGGAUCAGUGGGGAGUCGACGACAAGGAGGUCCGACACCUCUUUGACCCCAUCGUCAAGUGGGUACAGGAGACUGUGCCUGGUUUCAAGUCGCGGUAUCCCCCUACGUGGAGUGCGACGAGGCAUGUUUCAAAGGUCAUCCGGGAACAACUCCUUUCGGAAGAGCUAUUGAAGGAGUUUGUGCUGCUCUUUGAGGGCAAGAGUGAGGCUGAGCUGGAUGAGCUGGCGAAGAGCUUCUUGCUGAACAACUGUGUCCAGCGGGACCGACUCUGCAAGAUCCUGGCGGAUGAUGCUAAGGCAACCUUUUCAGAUUAA
Molecule: messenger RNA, 1419 nt
Organism: Dioszegia hungarica
Lineage: Eukaryota; Fungi; Basidiomycota; Tremellomycetes; Tremellales; Bulleribasidiaceae
Product: glycoside hydrolase superfamily
Exons: 17
Coding region: 1-1419 (472 amino acids)
Biological process (GO): glucan catabolic process
Cellular component (GO): cell surface; extracellular region
Molecular function (GO): beta-glucosidase activity
Source: RefSeq, a predicted model, not a curated record